Molecule: messenger RNA, 1574 nt
Organism: Conger conger (European conger)
Lineage: Eukaryota; Metazoa; Chordata; Actinopteri; Anguilliformes; Congridae
Gene: mettl6
Product: methyltransferase 6, methylcytidine
Exons: 5
Coding region: 286-1182 (298 amino acids)
Source: RefSeq, a predicted model, not a curated record
UGACACUCUCUUUAUAAACUGAUUUGAAAUUCCUAUCUUUGGUUUAGGAAUGUUUUAUUUAUUUUAUUUUAAAGAACAUCUGGCAAUAUUUAUCAACCCAUUCUAGUGCAUGCGCUCAGUUCAGUGCUCAAACCUGUAUGACUUAUUUACAUGUAGCUAACGUUUUUAAAUGAGUUUUUGUGACAUAAAUAGACCAUUGUGUAUUCUUGUAUGCCUAAAUAUAUUUAUGUGACGUAUGUAUGUAUGUUUGAGCAAUAUCUUUAGCUAACGUUACUUAGUUUAGUAAUGGCACAAGCUACAGGGCCGGCAACAUUGGACGUAUGUAAUCCAUCUUCUAGUUCGCUUCCUACAGAUCAUUCUGUAAAUUCUGAAUCUCCUGUACAAAUUAAAGGACAAACGGGAAGGAUUCUGACGAAGGAAGAGCUGGAGAAACUGCAGACAGAUCAAAACGUGGUGUCCGAUUUCAAGCAAAAUAAGCUGGAAAUUGAGGCGCAGAAGAAUUGGGACUUGUUCUACAAAAGGAACACCACUAAGUUUUUCAAGGACAGACACUGGACCACGAGAGAGUUCGAGGAACUGAAAGCGUGCAGAAAGUUUGCGGCUCAGAAGCUGGUUCUGUUGGAGGCUGGCUGUGGAGUCGGGAACUGCAUUUUCCCUCUCCUAGCAGAAGAUGCCAAUAUCUUUGUGUAUGCCUGUGACUUCUCACCACGAGCUGUAGAAUUUGUAAAGGAAAACCCAUUAUUCUGCUCCAAGAGAUGCAAGGUUUUUCAGUGUGACCUCACCAGCGGGGACCUGCAUGUCAACAUCCCAGCAGACAGUGUGGACGUGGUCACGCUCAUAUUUGUUCUAUCUGCCAUUCACCCUGACAAGAUGCACCUUGCUCUGGAGAACAUCUAUAGGGUGUUGAAACCUGGUGGAAUUGUCUUGUUCAGGGACUAUGGCUUGUACGAUCAUGCCAUGCUGCGGUUUAAGUCUGGGAGCAAGCUUGGAGAGAACUUCUAUGUACGCCAAGAUGGCACCAGGUCCUUCUUUUUCUCCAGAGAGCUGCUGUUGGAGCUGUUCACUCGGGCCGGGUUCCAGAGUUUGGUGAAUGACUAUGUCAUGCGAGAGACUGUAAACAAGAAGGAGGGCCUUUGUGUUCCAAGGGUGUUUCUUCAGAGCAAAUUUAGGAAGCAAGACUGAUGGACCAGCUCCCUGCUGACACUGCCCAAUCCCCUCUCCUGGGCUAAGGUUGUCUCUGAAGGGCUUAAAAAUAUACUCAUGGUGCCAGGCUUAAUUACAUUUUCCCAUGAUGGAUGCUUUGCAGACUGAGCAUUUGGAUUCUGUUUCUCCUACUUGAGUAUGGAUUAUGGAUUCCAGUAUGUAAUGGAUUCAUAUCUAUCCUUAAUGUAAGCAACAUCCUAUGAGCACAUUGUCUAUAAUUGCCAUUGCUAAACAUUCUGUAGAAAGCUAUUAGCUGCCAUUAAGAUAUGUUAGAUAUGUUUUAUGCACGUUGCUUAUUUUUCUAAAAUGGAGUUGUUAUCAAUUAUUUUAAUGUUUGUAAUUGUAAAAUAAAAUAUACAAUUUUUUCAAUA